AUGGGUUUGACAACGCCCAAUAUGGAUGACAAUGAUAAUGACGAUGAUUUGGAAGCUGAAUUGCGGAAAAUUCAAGAAGAUGCAGGUGAUGGACAAACGAAACUUACCAGAAAAACUGAUCCCAGACCUAUACAAGAUUUAAAUUCAUUUCACAUGGAUGUUAGCAAAUUAUUAGCUGGUAUCGAAAAACCAAUUAAUGACGAAGAUCUGUCAGAUGAGGAUGAUCCAGAUGUAUUGGCUGAAUUAAACGGGAUAUAUGGCGAAUUAGCGAAUACAGGAAAUGAAAACAGUCUACAACAAGAACAACAACAUCAAAAACUUUCAACAGGACACCUAUUGCCAUUGUUAGAAGAACGAAAAACUAUGUAUGAAAAAGUUAUUAUAAAUGCCAAUAAUAACAACGAAGCAGCAAGAGCAAGAAGACUUGAAAGACAGUUGAAAGUAAUUCAACAAUUAUUACAAUCGGUAAAAACUGGCAUUCCGAUUAACGAAGAUGAUAUUCCCCCAGAAUUGUUACAAGAUGAAACUCUUGAAAUACUCGCGAGAGCAAGUGUCAGUACACCAUAUGAACAAGCUAAAGGCGAAGAAAAUGAGAAUAAAAAUUUUGUAGUGAAAGCACCAGGAUCAACAACAGUCAUGGAAGCAUUACAACAACAAGAAGAAUUAAACAAACGAUGUGAAGAAGCAACUGUCAGUGAUGAUCACUCGAAAGCACAAAGAACGGAGCGUUUGUCAAAGAUUCCAAAACAACCCAAUGAGAAUGAUUUUGAAAUGUUGGAUGAAGAUUUAGAGUUACUGCAUAGUGAUCGUGAUACAAUCUAUCGUCGUUUACAAGAAAAUCUAUUGCAUCAAAUUCAAUUAUGUGCGCGAAAUCAACAAGUUUACGCUCAGAUGGAUGAUCAGGAACAAUCUCUAGGAUAUAAACAAUUAGAACAACGUUGUCAACGUGAUUUAGAAAGUUUAAGAAAAUGUUUUCAACAUGGUUCAAAACCACCAUUAUUUCAUUAUGAAAGUCGAAAGAUGAAUAUUAUUCAAAUUAACAAUGAUUUAGCCGAAAAUGAUAUUGAGAUAACUGUGAUAAGAGGUAUCAAUUAUCCGAUUCCACAGGGUUAUACGGAUAAAACAUUGGAAACAUUUGUUCAUAUUGCAUUUCCAUAUCCAUCAGAGACAUCGCAGCAAGGCAAAACAAAACGUGUUUUGGGUGCACAAAAUCCAGAAUAUUUUGAAAUAUUCAAAUUUCAUAUUAAACGAAAUGAUGCAAAAUUUAAACGUUUGAUGAGUCGAAAAGAAUUGAAAUUAAUUAUCUAUUAUCGAUCAGGAUUUAUGAAAAUGAAUGAAAAAAUACUGGGUACAUCAUCAAUUAAAUUACAAUCGUUAGAAGAUAAUUGUACAAUACAUGAAAGUGUUGAUUUAUAUGAACAUGAACAUAAAAAACGAAUUGAAGGAAAAAUUGAAUGUAAAAUAAGAAUUCGAGAAGCUCUGGGACAAAAAAAAAUAUCAGAAGUCGUAUCACAACGUUGGCUAGUUAUUGAUCAAUUCAAAGAAUUUUCGUCGAAGCAAAAUGCAAAGUUAGUGGGAUCUGUAACUACGCUUGCUCAGUUAGUACCAACGGCAAUUAUGUAUGGAACAUUAACGUUAUCUUUAGGGAAGGAUUAUCACAAUAAUAACACCGAUAAUUUGACCGAACAAUGGUACAUUAGCGAUACUAUACAACGACAGAAUCUCAUCAGAAGCUGGGGUAACCAUUGGUCAGGAAACCAUUGGAACUCUGGUUACUAUGGUAAGUUACUAUCCAUACUACAAUUAUGGUUAUUACUAGGCGAUUUGAAUCUUGUUUAA
Molecule: messenger RNA, 1839 nt
Organism: Didymodactylos carnosus
Lineage: Eukaryota; Metazoa; Rotifera; Eurotatoria; Philodinida; Philodinidae
Source: the annotation of a GenBank genome assembly